Messenger RNA from Paraglomus occultum, 2619 nucleotides. Lineage: Eukaryota; Fungi; Glomeromycota; Glomeromycetes; Paraglomerales; Paraglomeraceae. The record is from the annotation of a GenBank genome assembly.
AUGUCACAAAAAAUAAAAAUAACAACAGAAUUUAUUGGUAUUGGCUGUAACAAAGUAGCCCAAGUAGCAGCGUGGGCAAAGAAUGGGUUGGUGGCAUUUGGCGCGAACAAUUUUGUUGCAUUGUACUAUCCCACGAAUCCAGAAGCGAGAGGCGUCGUGGUAACGUUAGGUGGACAUACUGCAUGUGUCAAUUGUGUUGAUUUCAUUAAUAGAGGUGACGAAAAAGAACAAACAAACGUUGCAAUAGUCUCCGGAUCUGCAGAUAGAACCGCGCGAAUAUGGAAAAAAACUUCUGCCGGGAAGUAUGUUAGUUCGGCCGUAUUACUAGGACAUUCCGGUUCGAUAAACACACUUGGUGUCGUUCGUGCCCGAUCCAUACUGACUGAACGCGAUAUUGUGGCUACCGGAUCUGCUGAUGGUACUAUUAAGAUAUGGGAACGAACGAUCGAAAAUGAAACAGAAGAUAAGGUUGAAUGCUUACAAACAAUCGACUGUGGAACCAAGUAUCCUCUGGCGUUGGCGAUUACUUAUUUACCUAAUACUCAAGCGGCUGGAGGCACAGAAAGACGCGUUGUAUUGUAUAUCACGAUUGACGGGAAGUUUGUAGAGUCGAUUUCACUUCAAGGGCAUGAAAACUGGAUCCGAUCUCUCUCUUUUGCAUCCGCCGCGUCUUCUAUUUCGGUGUCUAAUGAAUCACCAAAGAAUGCGUAUGCUAUACACGACGGUGAUCUCCUGCUCGCCAGCGCAUCGCAGGAUAAAUAUGUGAGGCUAUGGAAGAUUGCCCGUAUUGGUGAGGAAAUGAACGACGAGGAUAAAGGGACGACAGAGAAGGGUGGCGAUUAUGUAAAGGAAAACGAUAGUGGGAUGUUGACAGACGACAUUAUUUCUGCUUUACGGGGAAGCACCAUAUCAGAUGAUAAGGUACAGCUAAGUACCCGUGCUCAUAUUAUCGAAGUUGAAGUGUCUAGACAGGAAGAUGAGACCAAGAGAAGACAACGUUAUAGCAUAAUGUUCGAGGCUUUGCUUAUGGGCCAUGAUGAUUGGGUUUACAGUGUUGAUUGGCAACCUGCGUGCUUCGUAAAAGACGCGACCAAUAACUUAGUCUACCAUCAACCACUCUGCCUGCUAACCUCUUCAUCAGACAAAUCUAUGAUGAUCUGGAAACCAGAACCUGACACCGGAAUAUGGGUUAAUUCGGUUCGAGUUGGGGAAAUUGGUGGUUAUGCCCUUGGACUCUAUGGCGGAUUAUUUGCACCCGAUGGAAAGCAUAUUUUAGCACACGGACAUACAGGAGCUUUCCAUUUAUGGAAGAUGAUUACUGAGAAUGAAGAUAAUCAACAUUGGCGACCGCAGAUAUCAAUAAGUGGUCACUUCAAAGCUGUUCAGAGUAUUACUUGGGAUCCUCUGUGUCGAUUUCUUGUUUCCGUCAGCCUUGAUCAGACAGCAAGACUAUAUGCACCCUGGCGACGGAACACGGACGAGGGCAAGCAGCUAAUGACUUGGCAUGAGAUCGCCAGACCACAAAUUCAUGGCUACGAUAUUCAGUGUAUCAGUUUUGUAGACGAGUGGAAAUAUGUCAGCGGAUCUGACGAGAAGGUUAUUCGCGUAUUCAGUGCACCAAAGACUUUUGUGGAAUCUCUAUCCAAACUCACAAAUUCACUCAGUACAAGUAAGGAUGCGUCAUCUCGCCCUAUAGGAGCAAAUCUCCCAGCAUUGGGCCUGUCCAAUAAGGCAGUCUUCGAAUCAGACAUUGCGAAGUUGGGGGAAAACGAAGAAUUUCUCAAUGGACAGAGCUACGCACAUCCUUCCGCGACGCCCAGUUCUUUGACCGAGGCUAUGGAACGACCACCAUUCGAGGAGCAUCUGCUGCAGCAUACGCUUUGGCCUGAAAUUUAUAAGCUAUAUGGACAUGGUUAUGAGUUGAUUAGUGUUGCUAGCAGCCAUUGCGGAAAGAUUAUUGCUUCUUCUUGUAAGGCAACAACGCCAGAACACGCUGUAAUACGACUUUUUGACACCGCAACGUGGAAAGAAAUUCCCAACCCAUUACAAGCUCACUCUCUAACCGUAACACAAAUACAAUUUUCACAUAACGAUAGAUACUUGUUAACGGUAUCCCGUGAUAGAAUGUGGUCAUUGUUUGAGAGAUGUGAAGCAGUUCCUCCAUACAAAUUGGUUACAAAGAACAAAGCACACGCGCGGAUAAUAUGGGAUUGUUCAUGGAGUCAUGAUGACCUAUUGUUUGCUACUGGAUCCCGAGACAAGAGCGUGAAAAUCUGGCGUCAAGUCGAAAACAAAGAUUCUAGCUCGUGGUCGCAGGUGACAACUUUGAAAUUUGCCGAGGCAGUAACUGCUUUGGAUUUUGCUGGAUGCCUUACUCAUGGAUGUUAUAUCUUGGCAAUCGGACUGGAGAAUGGUGAUAUCCUCUUGUAUCAAUCGAAGUUAUCAGAUGCGGCUAAAUGGACAUAUUUGCAUGCAAUAGAGAAGUAUUUAUCUCAUAUUUCAACCGUCACUCGACUCGUGUGGCGGAAACCACAAAAUAACGAUGUGGGCACAUUACAGAUAGCAAGUUGUGCUACGGAUCAUUCCGUAAGGCUUUUUAAUGUCAUGUACGAACAGUAG